UGCCAACUUGCGCCCCUUCUGCCAGUGCCGCCAGGGCUGUCGAGGAGGAAGGGUGCAGUGUCGCCGGUCGGUCCGCGCGCAAGGCUUCACAUUCACAAGUAGCGUGUACCCAAGAGUGACAAGACCAGUACGGAAUGCGUCAAGGCGUUACUCCGCGUCACCAGUGUUACCAGUCCUCGCGGCCCUCCUGUCCUUCCUCCACCACGGCGUUCCCUUCGUGUGGUGAGGGCGGGAACAGCUGUGUGGUGCCUGCUGCUGGUGACUCCCCUCUUGGCCGUGGCUCCCCCCUCAUCACCAGCACAGAGGCGUGACACACCCACCACCCAUAGCCUCUGAAAUGGGUGUAUGACUCAGUUAGCCUCAGGAAGUGCGUGCGGGCGCGUUCGUGUGUGUGUUCGUGUUGGUGUGCGCGCGUGUAUUGGUGUUUGAGUGCACAUGUCCUCACCAGCAAGGCCUAUAGAGUGUUUACCAGAUACAUCACCACCGCCAGUCAGUCAGUCACAGUCACUUCCUGCCCUUGUGACACUUUCUUCCAUCCAAUCAGUCAGUCACAGUCACUUCUUACCCUUGACUGACUUUCUUCCAUCCAAUCAGUCAUUCACAGUCACUUCUUGCCCUUGUGACAGACUUUCUUCCUUCCAAUCAGUCACUUCUUGCCCUUGUGACAGACUUUCUUCCAUCCAAUCAGUCAGUCAGUCACUUUUGCCCUUGUGACAGACUUUCUUCCGUCCAAUCAGUCACUCACAGUCACCUCCUGCCCUUGUGACUGACUUUCUUCCAUCCAAUCAGUCAGUCACCUUUUACCCUCGUGACUGACUUUCCUUCAUCCAGUCACACUCCCCCCACCUCCUGCCCUUGUUACUGAAUUUACCCCACCAGUCAAUCAGUCAUCCAGUCAGACCCAACUCCCCUCCUGCCCUAGUGACUGAAUUAACCGUCGCCAGUCACUCAGUUACGUCCCUUGCCUCUUGUUUCCUCCCUCAUUCACUACCUCGUUCCCUGGCUGUGUAUCUGUCUGGUGGUGUUGUGAUAGUGUUCCCCCGCUGUGGUGGUAUGGUGCCUUAAAUUCAUCACCCGUCAGUCAUCGUCAACACCGCGACCAUGGAAGUGUGUGUAAUGCUGCGUGAUGGUGGGCCGGGCACUAAGUAGCCUUGGGUGUGGCCGGCACCACGUGGAGGCGGCCCCCCAUCUCCACCACCACCGCCGCCAUGGAGGCCCCCGCCCCUGCAGCUGUUGCCCCUCACCCGCGCGCCAGGAAAAUGUUUUCCGCGAUGUCCACUGCUUCGCCGCCCCUCUCCUCCGCCCCACCGCUGCCUCCUCCUGAACAGUUCGCAACAGUUCAUGGUGGUAGUGCCAGUGCGCGCCGCCCCCCGCCCCCCCACUCCGCCGCCACCAGGAAGCAUCGCGCCAACCAUCAGCGCAACCUUUCCCUCGACUUUAGGUCUAUGGGAAUAGUGUUGCCGCCGCUGCCAGUCCUGACCCACAGUGGCUCACACCAAAGGAACCGCAGCCUGGACUCUGUGCUGCAGAAGAUCCCUGAGGUGGAGGGAGGAGGAGGCGACACUCCACAGCACCCCACCCCCUGCAGCCCCCCCCUCAAGCCCAGCCUCUCCUUCACGUUCUCCGAUUCCCCGAGUCUCCGCCUGAGGAAUGAGUGCCGUGUGGUGCCCUCCGGCCACCCGGUGGUGGUGAGGCGCGACAAGGACCGCUACGACCAGGCCAGCCUCGGCUCGGACGACUCCGGCAUCUGCGGCUCUGAGGGCGACGCCACCCGGGAGUCCAGUGCCGAGCGAGGCCCAGGCACGGAGGGUCUGGAGGCAGGUGGCCCUGGCUCAGACUGUGAGGUGAAGAGUGUGUACUCAGAGACCCUGGACGGAGAAGGAACCAUGGGGGAGCCCGAGGGUGAGGUGCCCCUUGGGGAGGUGGAGGAGGUGGAGAGUGACGCAGCAGACUGUACCUUGGUGGAGGAGGAGAGUGCGGCGUUCACCUCAAAGCUUACUGAUGAUUUCUCGGAUUUAUCAAGCCUGCCGGGCCUCACGCCCACCAAGGACCCCAGUGAGGACCCCCAGGAGGCUAGUGAUACCACUCCCACCCCCACGUUGACCAGGGGGGAGGCGGGAAAGCCCAGUACUAGGGGAAAAAAGCUGACUUGUGAUGUGAAGAAAGCUCAGUGUAGUGACGUGAGUGUGUUGGCGAUGACCCCGAGGAGCGCGGUAGCUCAGAGUGUGUGUGGGGGGGCGGGGGGGCCGAAUGGGGCGUCGGCCAAGAGCAAACUGGACGAGAAACAGUCGCUCCUCCUGCGGCUGUUUGAAAGCAAGAUGUUCGAUAUGUCCAUGGCUGUGUCGUACCUGUACCGCUGCAAGGAGCCUGGCGUGCAGCAGUACAUCGGGAACCGGCUCUUCUCCAUGCCCGCCUCGGAUGCCCACUUCUUCCUGCCGCAGCUCGUCAAUAUGUACGUGCAGACCUUCGAGGUGGCCGAGGUGCUGCACCCCUUCCUGGUCCACCUCUGCCGCCAUGACAGCACCUUCGCCCUGCAGUGUGCCUGGCUGUUGGAGGCCUUCGCUACGGACUCAGCGCUCCUGAGGAAAAAGUCACACGGCACCAAGCUCAAGAACCUCAUCCUCUCCGACCAGCUCAGGCCCAAGCAGGAGGGUGUGGAGUGCCUACACGGGGGUGGCAGCAGUGGCAUUGGCAGCCUAAGCGGAGGUGCGAGUGGUGGCAGUGGGGAUCAGAUGGAGGGAGCUGUGGCGCGGACCUCCCUCUGUUCGCGCAUCAAGGAGCACCCCAGCCCAGACUCCAACCCCAGCUCCCCCGUCACCGAGCUCUCCCCGCCCUUCAUGCCCCGAGCCACCCUCCCGGCACAGACCAGGAAGUGCCACCAGCGGUCACGUUCAGAUGCCACGGUGGCCCUCCAAGGUCACCUCCCCACCCCAGCGACUUCCACGAGAGGCCACAAGCGGACGCCCUCCUCAGGAAGCAUAAAGAACUGCCUGGGUGACCUGACCUCUGGCCGUGCCUUCGACAAUGGCUGCUGCUGCUUUGACUCUGAGGAGGCGCGGUGCAACUCUCUGCGGGGCAAGACCGUUGAGUGCCACUGUGGGGCACCCAGACUCUCCCCGGAGCUGGAAUUCGUCCGCACACUCAUCAACAUCGGCAAGCGCCUCGGGGCACAACCCACCAAGGAGGCCAAGACCUCCCGGCUGCUGGCAGAGCUGUCAGUGCUCAACCUGAACCUGCCGGCGAGGGUGUACCUCCCCCUCUGUGCCACGGAGCAGCACCACCAUGUUGUUCGCAUCCCCCCGCAGGCUGCCGUGGUGCUGAACUCCAAGGAUAAGGCGCCGUACAUCAUCUACGUGGAGGUGCUGGAGGUGGAAAACUUGGACACGGCGGCGGUGCAGUCCAAACUGGCCCACAGCCUGCGCCACACUCGCUCCGAGGAGAACCUGAUUAAUAACUCUCCGGCCUCCACCUCCUCCUCCCAGCUGGACCUCACCGCCGCCACGCCCAUCACCACUACCACCACCACCACCAGCAGCGGCCUGGGCUCCACGUCCUCCAUCCCAUCCUCCCUCAGCUCGCCACACCUCACCACCUCAGGCUACAUGGAUGAGAGUGACUGCUGGAGCCACGAAGACGACGAGAUCAGUCAGCAGUACUGCCGCCUCAAGAAGCCCCGUGACAGGGACACAAUAUCUAUGAUGUCCCUCGACUCCUGCGACUCCCGGGAGCUCACCGCGAGAGGGGCCGCUGACAUCCGCCGCCGCCUCUCAGAAACGGUCAACGCUCCCAAGACGGGCUUCAAGAGAGACCCGGAAGACCCCUCAGCGGCUGCCCUCAAGGAGCCCUGGGAGACCAAGGUGGAGCGCAUCCGAGAGACCUCCCCCUACGGGCACCUGGUCUCGUGGCGGCUGCUGUCCGUCAUCGUCAAGUGCGGGGAUGACCUGCGGCAGGAGCUCUUGGCCUACCAGCUGCUGUGCAUGUUCCAGAAGAUUUGGACGGAGGAGAAAAUGUCACUGUGGCUCAGACCUUACAAAAUCCUGGUUUUGUCCGAUGACUCUGGGAUGAUUGAGCCCAUCCUGAACACUUGCUCGCUUCACCAAAUCAAGAAAAACAGCAAGAUGUCGCUGCUGGAGUACUUCACCAAGGAGUUCGGGGAGAAGAACUCCGAGGAAUUCCUGACGGCACAGAGGAAGUUUGUGGAGUCAUGUGCGGCCUACUGCCUGGUCUGUUAUAUCAUCCAGGUGAAGGACAGACACAACGGCAACAUUCUCCUGGACAACGAGGGACACAUCAUACACAUCGACUUUGGCUUCAUGUUGUCCUCGUCACCGCGAAACCUUGGCUUCGAGGCGUCGCCCUUCAAGCUGACGCCGGAGCUGGUGGAGGUGAUGGGCGGCGAGACGUCUGACAUGUUCGCCUACUUCAAGAUCCUCCUGCUGCAGGGGAUGUUGGCAGCCCGCAAGCACCAUGAGAAGAUCAUCUCCCUGGUGGAGGUCAUGAGCUCAGGGUCCAAGCUGGCGUGCUUCCGUGCGGGCGCCUCGGUGGUGCCGGCGCUAAAGAGUCGCUUCCACAUCAGCAUGACCGAGGAGCAGCUUCAGGCACACCUCGACUCCCUCGUCUACAACGCAAUCAACUCCAUCACCACCAAGCUGUACGACGGCUUCCAGUACUUGACCAACGGCAUCCUCUAGCCCCCUGACGCUGCAUAAAGGGAACAGCGGAAAACCAGCGACGUACCCUCCAGCGCUGUGUGGGAUGAGCGUGCAGCACAGUGGUAUUGCUUCACGGAGAUGCUGCACGAGGAACAUAAAGUAUAAUGAUGUUUCUCAGCCAUGCAGUGCUGUGGGACGGACUCGUACAGCGUAACGAUAUUCCUUACUCCCCUCCUGCUGCUGUGUGGAGUGAAAACGCAGCACAGUGAGGACGAUAAACAAUGUGGGGAUGCGUUACGGAAUGGUCAAACACACUGGCAUCCCUUACCCUGUGGUGCUGUGUAGAAUACGCGCCAAAACGAAGGCCUUUUUGUAUAAGGAAAAGGCUCAGCGAAACAGCAUCCCAUAAGCCCGUAAGUCGUGUAAGGACAUAACAACGAGCGCCAUACAUCAGGGCAUGCGGAGUUCAUUGUGGCGUGUCGCUGUGCCGCCCGGAGACUCCCGCUGAGAUUAUUAUUAUAGGGAAUGUGUACAAACGUGAGGCGACGUAACGAUAUUAGACGCAAGUGUACCAAAGAGAGGGAUGAGGCGUGGAAGAAGGCGAGGAUGAAAAUUAAGGGAGGGAAAGGAGGACGAUCAGUGGAUUCAAAGUUGUAGCUGUUAGUAAUGGGUUCAGUCCUUCUUACUUAACUGAUUGAUUGGGUCUUGAUUUAUAACGGGGAGUGUAGUAAAAUCCAGAAAGAUGGUAAAGCAACAAAUGAGUCUAAGUAAGGAACAGUAAAAUGAUUGAUUGGUUCUUUAUUUGUAAUGGGAAGUAAAGUAAAGUCCAGGAAGAUGGUAAAGCAACAAAUAAAUCCAAGUAAAAACAGUAAAAAAAAAGUAAACCAUUAAAAAGAGCAAAAAAAAAAUUAAAAGUAUAAAGUGUAAUUAACUAAAAGUCAUUACAAAAGGAAAAUAUUAAUACCAUCUUUGUUUAAUUUUUGCAUCUCCCAAGUUUUCCCGAGUACGUUUUUCAUUGCUAGUAUUGAUGGGAAUGAUAGAGUGGAUUGGCAAAGAAACAUACCCUAAGUUCUAUAUAUUCUUGCCCCGUAUUUGUUUUGGUUUAAGAAGGACUGUGCCUCAAGCGUAACGGCUAUAACUUCGAGUCCACCUUUUCCCUCCCAUUACCAUAUUCUUUCUUAUUUGGUGUUUUGUGUUUCGUAACAUUUCCUCCAUUGCUCAUGUAUGCAAUCUUGUUCUUGUUGUUCUCUCCUCUCCUGCUUUGUUUUUGAAAAUUUGCAAACAACAUCAAAUCUCGGAAUACUUUUUGGUCACUUGGCGAGUCCUUGAGAAGCUCUGUUACUCAGUUUCUUAUGCUCUGGGGGAGACAACCUCAGGCUCUUUGGGAAAAUGUGUGAGUGUGUGUGUUUGUGUGUGUAGGUGUGCCACUAACUGCACUUUUCCAUCAAGUUCAGUAGUGAGAAUCUUGCCACUUCAGGCUCAUCCAUCUAGCAAUUCCACCUCCUCCUUUAUAGAAAUUCAUGUUGCUAUUUCUGAGUUUGGAGUUUCUAAGUUCUGAAACAAGCCACUCUGGGUGAGCCUUGGCAAUAGAAAGACAGUUAUUCCAUCCAUUAAUCCCAGCUCUUCCCUCUCUGUAAUACAGCUUUUGUUCAUAUUUUUCUGAGUUUCUAUGUUCCUGGUGUAUUCUUCAUUGUUCAUUUGUUUGGAAUUUCACGUUAAAUGUUUCUUCUUUGUCUUUCCAUCCUUGAUAAGUUUCCCUCAAACCUUAAUUUAUGCAGCAUUCCUUUUCAUUCCAAUUAUCCAUGCAGCCUCUUGUCUAUCUCAAACUGAGGUGAAUUUGAUCAGGUAUUUUUGCUGCUUCCCAUACACAGACACACACACACCAUCCCAAUUAGUACUCGUCAGAACAAGAGCCUUUUUUUGUCCUAUGAGUACUAAGUGGGAUGGUGCAUACAAUUUGGCAAAGGUAUUCUGUCUGCCGUCAAUGUGAGUAGCUAUCAGUGAGGUUCCUUCUGAGGCUUAAAGUCCCUGAAGGUAGCUGGUGUUGAUGGGUCCCCUCAGUGGCUGGCACCAUUGACCUCUCUUAAGUGGUUAGUGUUGGUAGCUGUGGCAGGCUCCUCUGGGGCUGCCGAGUUACCAAAGAGCAGAGGCAUGUUCUCCCCCCGCCGCUCUCCCUCUGCAAGUGUUGUGUCUCGUGUCGCGUACUCAGCAUCUCAAGCAUGUUAGUUUGCGUACAUGUAUCGUUUUAUAGGCAUGGAAUAUUUUAACCGUAUAUUGAUUUUUUUUUUUUUUUUUUUUUUUUUUUUUUUUUUUUUUAAGCCGUUUGGAUUUCCGUAUGAGGAGCAUCCAGUUAAGCCGCGCCUUUGUAUAUUGUGGGUAUUUCCUCAAGUUGUAUAUGAGAGACGAAUAUCAUUUCCAUUAUAAAGUGUAUAUUUUCACAAGAAUAUUCAAUCAUCACCCUCAACGCUCCUGAAGGUACUCAUUACUCAUGGUAAGUUAUGCAGCUCAAAGUAUUUAUCAUUGCUUUACUCCAUAGUUGUCACAUACUUAACAUCGCCACCCACGGAACAAACUACUAUUAACGGUUUCUUGGUUACCUUUGCUUUGCGUUUUCAUCCUUUACCAAGUGCAUUCCUGAUUGGUCUGGAGCAUCGAGGUUCAGUAUUAGUAGAGGCUCUGCUUAGCUGUCCAGGAGUGACUGUAUUUUUGUAUCACGCAGAAUCAUAACUGGAUAAGGAAACUCAGCCGAAACUUUUUUAUCAUCCCUAGAAGUAAUAGAAAGUAGCUUUAACAACUUGUGAGAACCAGCGGAUGGUUCAGGGACGGGAGUCCUGAUCAGUGCCAAGCAAGUGAGGCUGGUGGCACCUGGUGUGUGUGUGUGUGUGUGUGUGUGUGUGUGAGAGAGAGUGUGAUUGUGCGUGAGUGUGUGGGUGCAUGUGUGUGUGUCUGAGUGUGUGUGUGUGUGUUUGUGGUGGUGGUGGUGGUGGCGGUGCACAGUCCCAGCUGGCACGAGUAGCCCGGGAAGGCGCUGGUGUCAGGCGGUGCGGCUCAGGAGGGUGUCGCCAGGCUGGUGCAGUGCCGGUGGUGCCUGGGUCACACGGUGCGGUGCCAGCAGUGUCCGGCCAACAGGCACUGCCGUCGGCACACACUGGCACACUUUCCUCAAUCCCAGUUAGAGAAAAUUUUAAAUAUUUUUGUGUGAAUAUAUAUACCUAUGAAUUUUUGUACAGUGAACCGGAUUUAUUCUAUAUAUUCAUUGUUAAGGAUGAGAUGAUUAUGUAGAUGGGAUUACUGGGGACUGUGAGCCUCCCCCCCGCCCCCCACAGCUGAGUCAUCAUGCAACACGUCGUCCAUUACUCCUAAAGCCUAGCUAGACCACUUUUGUAAUACCUGAUGACCCUGUAUAUGCCAUUAUAUUACCAAUGCAAGGCUUUUUAUCCCCAACAUUUUGCUUGUAUUUGUAUCACUGUAAGUACUGUAAAUAGGGAACAUUACUGGUCCAGGAAUGGUACGCAGCAGUUGCCACGAGGGAUUGGGUCCUGUCAUCUUGCUUCUGACAGCUUGUCUUGCACACUGACAAACAUGCUACUUAAAAAUUGCCGUUCAAGACGCAAUACUGUGGCAACUCCUGCCUCGGCCUUGUUGUCAACACAUUUUGUUCUCGUAAUAAAUAAAGUUAAAAAUGUCUUA
Molecule: messenger RNA, 8342 nt
Organism: Eriocheir sinensis (Chinese mitten crab)
Lineage: Eukaryota; Metazoa; Arthropoda; Malacostraca; Decapoda; Varunidae
Gene: fwd
Product: phosphatidylinositol 4-kinase beta-like
Exons: 12
Coding region: 1209-4691 (1160 amino acids)
Biological process (GO): phosphatidylinositol-mediated signaling; phosphatidylinositol phosphate biosynthetic process
Cellular component (GO): cytoplasm; membrane
Molecular function (GO): 1-phosphatidylinositol 4-kinase activity
Source: RefSeq, a predicted model, not a curated record